CCCACCAUGUCAGGACGGUAUCUGACAGUUAGCAAAAUCCGAAGGCCAAAGAAAUUAUUAAACUGUGCGCACAUGUAGCAGUUAGCCACGAUCACAGCUAAAUAUUUCACAGGUUUAUUAAGGUUCAUUUCAGCGUUUUCUCCCGGAAAGACGGACAGAAUGAACCGCUUUAAUUCCACCGUCUCCGCUGACGAAUACCUCGCGGACAGUAACGUGUUGUUCUAUCUGAGCGACGCAGUGACCCAGCUGCUGGAACACAGAGAGGAGUACACCCAGUUUGGGGUGAUCCGCUACUUUGCUGAAUAUUUCAGCAGUGUGAAGAACAGUAACCACGUCCUCUUCAGAGAGUACAACUACAUCAGGGCCACUCCUCAUAACAGAGCCUCCUUCAUCAGAGUCUUCUGGAGAUGCUACAGACAGAUUGGAAAGAGUGGAGACUUACUGUCCAUGCUCGAGUACAGGUCUCUGCUGCAGUUAUUGUGUCCAGACUUCCCAGUAGAGAUGGUACAGAGCGCAGCCAGAAUCGUUCUGAUGGACGACGCCAUAGAUUGUUUGAUGUCUUUCUCUGACUUCCUUUAUGCCUUUCAGCUGCAGUUCUACUACCAAGAGUUCCUGGACAGCGUGCUGCUGAUCUACCAGGAUCUGUUAGCAGGGAAGAGUCCUAACACUGUUAUCGUCCCCACCUCCACGUCCAUCGAGCAGCUCCCCUCUGUGACUGCAGAGGAGAAUGACAAGGAGCGGCAUCAGCAGGACGGGGUGGAGCCGUCCACUCUGGCUCAGUGUAUAGACGCCCUCUGUGACAGGUUCAAACACAGUCAUCCUUCCAGGUCCUGUAUGAGGGAGAUACUGGAGGAAACCGACAAAGUCUGUUACUACAGCUUCCUAAUGAAUCUGGCUAAACAUGAGACCAUCAACCAAACUAUUGGAGUGUUACCCAGCAGAGCAGAGCUACUGGUCGACCCAGAGAUGGACCAGGAACUGGACAAAAUAAUCGCCCAGAUCUCAGUGAGUCCUGGCAGCAACAGCAGUGGCAGCGCGGUGGGGGGGCUGAAGGAGCUGCAGAGGAAGGCCUCCCCCAGGAGGAACAUCCACCACAGGAGGAAGAUGGAGGUGGAAAGCGACGGCUCCACGGAAGAAACCGACUCCUCUGAAAACUGACCUCUGACCUUUCACCACUCUGUGAAACCUUCCAUUUUAGGUCCUAAACACACUGUGGCCGUAUGGCGCACAUCAAACACUCCAUUAUUUGCUACGUAAACUCAAACACUAGUAGUGGAUAAGUACACAUCAGUGCAACAGAACACUCCAUCCUGUGAUAGAACAUGCCACUGUGUUUUUGUCCAGCACUCAUGUCCUCAUGUCCAAUCUUUCCAAACCAAAUGUUUGCUUUCCCAUCAUUACUUGUUGGUAGUAUUGUUUUUGUUAUUGUUUUUUUUUGCUUGUACCAUAACCCAGUUGAAUAGCAGCAAUAAUGCAGCUCUUACUCAAUGGGACUCUGAGGUUGUGGUGUUGGAGAAGCCUCUGAAAUGGCAUCUAGACAAAACCAUUAUGAAACACAAAAACUCUCCUGUGAAAGUUUAACUAAUGAAGUAGUUUUAAGUGACAGGUUUAAAAGACUGGAACAUCUGUCAUACUUGAGUUUGAAGUAUUGACUGUAAAUGCUUACAAGUCCAACACUGAUUCAAAUAGCAGAUCUCUGUGUUUCUUAACCCUGAGUGUUGAGCAUGUUAAAGAACAGGCACUGAACAAUGACAGGAAACUGUAGAAAUAAUUCCUCCUCUCCCCGCCUGUUCAGUAAACAGUUCGUUUAAUUUAUUAUGAUAUGAAGCUUUAUGUGAAUGUGAUAUUACACGUAUGGAGAUCCUUACUCACACUGUGAAUAAUAAAGAUGUAACUGAUUCCUGAUUUAUUUACAUUUUUUUUAAUAUUUGAGAUUAUAUACAUUAUAUUUCUUUAUUGUAAUCAUUUUUAUUCAAAUUCUUAUAAUUGCACAUUGUGUUAUCAUGACUCAAGUGUAGUCUUCCAACGGAUUCAUACAUGGGUGUAGGU
This is a messenger RNA of Toxotes jaculatrix (banded archerfish), 2049 nucleotides long. It is a transcript of the gene cstpp1, whose product is annotated as chromosome 5 C11orf49 homolog. The record is from RefSeq and is a predicted model, not a curated record. NCBI's taxonomy places the organism in Eukaryota, Metazoa, Chordata, Actinopteri, Toxotidae. The transcript is spliced from 9 exons. Bases 160 to 1158 code for a protein of 332 amino acids.